GGGAGUCUCACCCUAGCAACAGCAAGAUUAUAAACGAUGAGAGUUCUCAAUUUUAGCUAGGUAACUGUUUGACAAUUCAGACGUUUUGUUUACAUUUACAGUGAAAGAAAAUUAAAUGUGAGUUUUCCAUAAUUUCCGAAAUGGACAAACUGCAGGCAGAAGAUGCACGGUACUUGAAAAGGAAAGUAAAACGGGGGAGUUUGGAUGUCCACCCGACAGAGAAAGCCCUCGUUGUUCAGUAUGAGGUGGAGGCGACUAUCCUCGGCGAAAUGGGGGACCCGAUGGUUGGAGAACGCAAGGAGUGUCAGAAAAUCAUCCGCCUUAAAAGCUUAAACGCCAACACAGAUAUCACCACGCUGGCUCGCAGGGUGGUGGAGGAAUGCAGGCUCAUUCAUCCAUCUAAACUUCCAGAGGUGGAACAACUGCUGUUCUACCUGCAGAACCGCAAGAAGCCAGACAAACAAGAGAAACAUUCGCCCAGAGACCUCACACCAUUUGAGGGGAUGGAGCUGGAUGAGGAGGCCAACAUCAACUGCAUAGAUGACUAUGUGGAGCUGCUGUAUGAAGACAUCCCAGAGAAGGUCAGGGGAGCCACUCUCAUUCUCCACCUCGCCCGCAACCCUGACAACCUGGAAGAGCUCCUGCAGAAUGAAACGGCCCUGGGAGCUCUGGCCAGAGUCCUGAGGGAGGACUGGAAACAGAGCGUUGACAUGGCAACUACCAUUAUCUAUGUCUUCUUCUGCUUCUCCAGUUUCUCCCAGUUUCAUGGGCUAGUGACCCACUAUAAGAUCGGAGCCCUCUGUAUGAACAUCACUGAACACGAGCUGAAGAGGUACGACCUCUGGCAGGAUGAACUGCAGAAGAAGAAGAAGGCUUAUGAAGAGGACCCUGACAACCAGAAUGUGAAGAAGGAACAUGAGAAAGCCUUGAAGAAAUACCAGGGCCUCCUGAGCAAGCAGGAGCAGCUUCUACGAGUGGCUCUGUACCUGUUGUUAAACCUGGCUGAGGACACACGCACAGAGCUGAAAAUGAGGAACAAGAACAUCGUCCACAUGCUGGUGAAGACCCUGGACCGGGAGGACGAGGAGCUACUGGUGCUCGUGGUCUCCUUCCUCAAGAAACUCAGCAUCUUCCUGGAGAACAAGAACGACAUGGCAGAGACUCAUGCGGUGGAGAAACUGGCCAGGCUGCUGGCCUGUGAUCAUGAGAACCUACUGAACACUACCCUGCGUCUGCUCCUCAACCUCUCCUUUGACACAGGCCUCCGCAGCCAGAUGGUUCAGGCUGGACUCAUCCACAAACUCUCCUUAAUGCUAGCUGACGAGAAGCAGGGACAGCUGUGUAUGUGCAUUCUGUACCACAUCAGUGUGGAUGACCGAUUCAAGUCCAUGUUUGCCUACACAGACUGCAUACCACAGUUGAUGAAGAUGCUGUUUGAGUGUGGUGAGAGCCACAUGGAACCUGAGCUCAUCUCCUUCUGCAUCAACCUGGCUGCCAACAAGAGGAACGCACAGGUCAUCUGUGAAGGUAAUGGUCUGAAGAUGCUGAUGAAGAGGGGUCUGAAGUUAAAGGAUGUUCUUAUUAUGAAGAUGAUCAGGAACUUGUCACAACAUGACGGACCCACCAAGAACCUCUUCAUAGACUAUGUGGGUGACCUAGCGGCUCAGAUUGGAGCAGAGGAGAGGGAGGAGUAUGUGAUAGAGUGUCUGGGGACUCUGGCUAACCUCACCAUCCCUGACCUGGACUGGGAACUGGUGCUGAAGGAGUACAACCUGGUGCCCUACCUCAAAGACCACCUCAAACCAGGCUCGGCAGAGGAUGACCUUAUCCUAGAGGUGGUGAUCAUGAUAGGGACGGUGUCCAUGGACGACUCCUGUGCUGCCACAAUGGCCAAGUCUGGCAUCAUCCCUGCUCUCAUCGAGCUGCUCAACGCCCAACAGGAGGAUGAUGAGUUUGUGUGUCAGAUUGUCUAUGUGUUGUACCAGAUGGUGGUCCACCAGGCCACCAGGGACGUCAUCAUCAAGGACACACAGGCUCCUGCCUACCUCAUUGACCUGAUGCACGACAAGAACGCUGAGAUACGGAAAGUCUGUAACAACACACUGGACAUCAUUGCUGAGUAUGAUAAGGAGUGUGAGAGAAAGAUCCAGAGUGAGAAGUUCCGCUGGCACAACUCCCAGUGGUUAGAGAUGGUGGAGAACAGAGCCAUGGGAGACGACGGAGAACCCUUCAUGUUUGGAGACGAUGGAGAAGCAUUCAUGCACAAUGGAGACAUUCUGGAGAGACCCGACCUCUUCUACACCGCAGAUGGGAUCAUCCCAGCAGAUGGUACCAUCAGCCCAGAGUUCUUCACAGACUACCAGAACGGAGACAUUGGCCAGGCUGGAGGCUUUCCCGGCAGUAUGAAUCCGGAUAUGUUUGGACAGUCGACGGUGACCCCUGGACAGCGCCCUGCCACGACCUACGGCACCCGGCCAGACGAGCAGUUCUUCUACAGCUACGCUGGUGCAGCUUCCAGAUGAACCAGGUUAACUUCACUAUACCACAGAGACUGACUGCAGCUAUAUCUCAUCUAGCCAGGUUAACUUCACUAUACCACAGAGACUGACUGCAGCUAUAUCUCAUCAAGCCAGGUUAACUUCACUAUACCACAGAGACUGACUGCAGCUAUAUCUCAUCUAUCCAGGUUAACUUCACUAUACCACAGAGACUGACUGCAGCUAUAUCCCAUCUAGCCAGGUUAACUUCACUAUACCACAGAGACUGACUGCAGCUAUGUCCCAUAUAGCCAGGUUAACUUCACUAUACCACAGAGACUGACUGCAGCUAUGUCUCAUCUAGCCAGGUUAACUUCACUAUACCACAGAGACUGACUGCAGCUAUGUCCCAUCUAUCCAGGUUAACUUCACUAUACCACAGAGACUGACUGCAGCUAUAUCCCAUCUAGCCAGCUAUGCUUUGUGGUCAUGAAGGAGUAUCAACACUCCUUCCUGUAUGUUCAACUGCACCUUGGUAUCUCAGCUGAUCCCUUCUAGUGCUGUAGUCCAAACUCUAGCAGUGAUGUUGUUGCUGUUUUAUUGAAUGAAAACAUUACAUCUUAAGCUACCUAAGUGAUGUUGUUGCUGUUUUAUUGAAUGAAAACAUUACAUCUUAAGCUACCUAAGUGAUGUUGUUGCUGUUUUAUUGAAUGAAAACAUCACAUCUUAAGCUACCUAAGUGAUGUUGUUGCUGUUUUAUUGAAUGAAAACAUCACAUCUUAAGCUACCUAAGUGAUGUUGUUGCUGUUUUAUUGAAUGAAAACAUCACAUCUUAAGCUACCUAAGUGAUGUUGUUGCUGUUUUAUUGGAAUAUUAUACAUCUCAAUGUUCACUACAAGUAUGUAUUUCUGUAGCAUAAUACAACAACACAAACUCAAAUUAAUUAACUGAAUUAUUCAAUUAUACUUUCAUGAUAUAUGUUGUACUGGGGUUCAUUGUUUUUCUGAUCAACGCUACUUUCCAUAGGAUGUUUUUUUUCCCUCUUCAAAUUCCAGAAGGUUGGUUGGUAUGGCACAGUCUUAUUGUCCACUAGCUGCACUAGCUGCAUGCUGUAACAGGCCAUUUUAUAGAUGACCUCAUUCUGGAGACUGACAGUUGAGAUGUUCUCCAUCUUUUCUGUCUUUGCAGUCUCUCUCUCUCUUUCUGUCUCUCUCUCUGUCUCUCUCUUUCUGUCUCUCUCUGUCUGUCUCUCUCUUUCUGUCUCUCUUCUGUCUCUC
Oncorhynchus kisutch (coho salmon) is the source of this 3754-nucleotide messenger RNA. RefSeq names its product kinesin-associated protein 3a (gene kifap3a). Gene Ontology annotation, cellular component: kinesin II complex; ciliary transition zone; axoneme. The record is from RefSeq and is a predicted model, not a curated record. The transcript is spliced from 20 exons. Gene Ontology annotation, biological process: cilium organization; microtubule-based movement. Gene Ontology annotation, molecular function: kinesin binding. NCBI's taxonomy places the organism in Eukaryota, Metazoa, Chordata, Actinopteri, Salmoniformes, Salmonidae. Bases 141 to 2522 code for a protein of 793 amino acids.